Messenger RNA from Schistosoma turkestanicum, 353 nucleotides. NCBI's taxonomy places the organism in Eukaryota, Metazoa, Platyhelminthes, Trematoda, Strigeidida, Schistosomatidae. The record is from the annotation of a GenBank genome assembly.
UUCCAGAUAAUGAUUGUACACAUAAAUCCAAAUUAGACAAUCGUCGUUCAACAUUGAACUCUGCAUCAUCUACAUGUUUUCCAUUAAAUUUUCGAAGUUUAAAACGAAAAUCAUGUUUUGAUGAGAACACGGAAUUGAAUCAAUUGAAAACGGACACUAAAGAUGUGAUGAGUCAUAGUAAUAAUUUGCAUCAAACAUCAAGUAGUCGAAAAAUCAAUCAAUCAUCCCCUAAUGCUGAUAAGUUGACAACUGUUAGGCAUCAAGCAACUUCCAUACAAACACCAACGUGUACAGUGAGUUAUGACGACGAGGCUGGAGAUGAUGAUAUUGAGAAACGUUGUUUAAAUCAAAGU